Eruca vesicaria subsp. sativa (arugula) is the source of this 795-nucleotide messenger RNA. The record is from the annotation of a GenBank genome assembly. Lineage: Eukaryota; Viridiplantae; Streptophyta; Magnoliopsida; Brassicales; Brassicaceae.
AUGUUUUCUUCAUCUGUUUCAAAACGUACUGUUCUGGUCCCGAUCUUGUCUGUAGUGGCCAUAACACUCUUCUUUAUACGCAGUGUUACGUCUAUAAACGAAACCAAUGCGUAUCUAUACCACAAAUGCUUCGAGAAGGAUGGAAAAUAUAAGCCAAAUAGUCUGUACGAGAAAAACCUCGACUUUCUCAUCUCCAACGUUUGGAAAAAUGCUUCUGUUAAAGAUUACAUCUAUGGCAUGGAGGGUGGUCGUCCUAAUACCGUCUACAUUCUUAUCCAGUGCCGUGGUGACUCUUAUGGCUCCAAGUGUGAUACAUGCCGCUCCACUGCCUACUCCGAGCUACGUAAAAGAUGUCCGAUGAAAAAGGGGGCAAUAGUAUGGUUUGACCGAUGUCUUCUCAAGAUUUCUCCGACCACUUUCUUGAACGAGAUGGAUCUCAAUAACAAGUUCUAUAUGUACAACAAGAAUAAAGUGAGAGAUCCGGUGUCGUUUAACUCUAAAACAAAGACUCUUCUCACCGAACUGACAAAGAAAGCCACUCGCGGUGGUCCAGACAGGGAUAUGGAAGUGUACUGGUUGUACGAGACAGGGGAUAUGAAACUAGACGGGAAGAUGAAGCUGUAUGGAAUGGUGCAAUGCACGCGAGACAUAAAGGAGACAGGUUGUAAGAAAUGUUUGAAUAGGAUUAUUGGCGAGCUUCCUAAUUGUUGUGAUGGUAAAGAAGGAGGAAGAGUUGUGAGUGCAAGUUGUAACUUUAGGUAUGAGAGUUACCCUUUUUUGGACACUCGCAAAUGA